This is a messenger RNA of Cryptomeria japonica (Japanese cedar), 1010 nucleotides long. RefSeq lists its product as uncharacterized. The record is from RefSeq and is a predicted model, not a curated record. Bases 149 to 700 code for a protein of 183 amino acids. The transcript has a single exon. NCBI's taxonomy places the organism in Eukaryota, Viridiplantae, Streptophyta, Pinopsida, Cupressales, Cupressaceae.
CUCCAUUGCCACGAGGAAGACGUGCAAUCACCUACAUGACACCCACUUGCCCGAAAUCUUCCGCACAGAUUUCUCCCAGACGAACCGAUUGACCCCCAUUACUAAUAUAAUACAACCAAUCCAAGAAGACAUUUUUAUCUUCAGGGGCAUGGGGAGUACUACUAUUCGGCCGGGUCACAGACCUUCAAGGUCUCUCAGUGGGAUUCGAACCGCGUUCGCACCGUUAGCGAUGCCUCCUCACGCCACAGAUUUCAAUACUAUGGCAUCUGAUUAUUCUCCAAGGCUCCGAUUCUGCAAAAGAGUAAGUUCGACCUCCAUGUUUCCAAGCAAAGGUCCCGGGUUCGAAUCGCAGGAGCCCACCUCGCCCCAGGUCACUUGUACUGGCCAUAUUAAAAGGAAACCGCACUGGGCAAAGGCGUCUAAGCAAGAAGCAGCAGCAAAGCCCACCAAGGAAACGAGUGAUUAUAAUAAGAAGAUCUCCAAGCUGAAGAAAUUGAUGCUGGGUAGACACCACAAUUCUAAAAAUAGUAAACCGACAGAGGAUGAUGGAGGAAAAUGUCAGCCUUCUUUGGGUGCAAUUAAACGCUACACUUCGGGUUCUUAUGAGGCUAAAUUUGGCGGCUUGUUUGUGGAGGAUGGCCCAAUCGUCGCUAAUUUGGAGGCAGUGCCGAAAGAGAUGGGUGAGAUUAGUAUUUGGUAGAGCGGAGAUGUGAAUUGUAUGAUCAGAGUUGAGAGAUUUGGCUGAGAAAAUCGCUGUCCAUGUGACCGUGGGUGCUAAUGCUGGGCUUCUGUUUGAAUUGGGAUGAUUAUAUAAGAGAUUCGGUCUCUUCAGAGAAUAUGGAAAAUAUAGUUGGCCCUGAAGAAUGUAUGCUGUGACCAAAAUGUUUUAAGGAAAUUCAGGAGAAAUGUGUACUGGAAAUUCAAGGCCUCAAAUGUAGUUUGUUUUCUCUAAGGUCUCCGUAUCAUGGCUUUGGUAUUUUCUUUAAAUAGAUAUAUUCAAAAGUUUUACA